CGUAUGGAAACGGUGCGACUCUCCAAGGGAGAGAAGUGUGUUCACCUUUUUUGCUAGGCCCUUCCCUUCCAGAGUGUUUGGGGUGGGCAUCUGACUGCUCCAGGCAGGGCUGGAGAAUGUUGAGAUGGAGACGGAAACAUGCCAGUGCCUUGCAGGACAGCUUCACCCAACCUCUGCCAGACCCUCCUUCUAGCCCUGGAACCUGAAUCUUGAGCUACUGUUCUGGGAGGAAAGGGGGAAAUCUCUCCAAGGUCUGCACUCUGUCCCCAGGUACCUUGAGUCUGAGGUGCUUUGCCUGAAGGUCCUCUACCUGAAUGGAUGGAAGAUCUUUGAUAGAAUUGGAGUUAAAACAUCCCAUGCCUUCUUGAACAAAUUAAAGUGCCCCCUAAUCAACCCUCCCUUUCACAUUGUUCUGACUUGGACAUUCCAUGGCUCUCCCCACAAAGACAAGUCUCCUCAACUGAGGAGAUUAAAUGCAAAGCAGAUGAUGAAACAGCAGAGAUCCUUGGAAAGCCGCUCUAGACAGGGACAAGGGCCACCAAGGAGGAGAAGCUCUUGCUUAGGAAGAUCUAGCUGCAGGAUAGAUGCACUUUCUCUGCCAGCCAGAGAGAAAUAGCUUUGCUGCUCCAUAAGAAACUUUACUAGUGCUAAGAUAGCUGGCCAGUGAAGCAUUCCAGAGACUUUAUAUCCCCCAACAGAAAUAUGAAUGGAGAUUACCCUGUGGGCAACAGUCCCAUUUUAAAAUAUGCUGUUCCAUGGUCCCCCAGAGCCUACUUCAACUUGUCAGACCAUGUGCUCAGUUUCAUAUGCAAGAUGCAUUCGCUGUGCCCAUAGGUGGCUCAGCAAAUGCCCAGUCAUUCCCUGAAGUAGCUUCACUGUGCAGCCUGGACAGUCACCCAACCCUCCCUCCUCACUCUGAGACACCUAGAGAUAGCGAUACCCACACCCCGACGGGUGCCCAGCCCUAAGAAGCAGACAUGUGCACACUGAUACCCAGCACACACACAGAUAGGCUCACACACAUGGUCUGAUAUGCACAGAGGUCAGGCCCACUUGCACAGUCGGCAGGGUGGACGGGUCCCCCGAAAGCAUACUAACAUCCCUCUCCAUAGCAUGGGGCUUUGGGACUGCUUUCCUUGGCUUAAGUUCAAGGGGAGCGUCCUAAGCUGCCCUUUCACUCCAACUUCCCAGCACCUCUCUUAUCUCUGCCUCACAAGUCACCCCUGGCCUUCUCUUCCUUCCUUGUGCUUGAAGAAUCUCUACUUGCUGGAAAGCCCCCUGGUUUCUUGGCCUCUCUUUUCACUUCAGGAAAAUACCCACUUUGUGGUCCCCACCUUCUUCGUUUCCCGCCUGCAGUCCUGACCAGUGAAUCCACUCAAAAAACAGGAAGCCCCGGGGCUGGUGCCCCAUGCAGCUCUGAGGGUUGGGCAGGCAGUGGCAGUGGGGCGGGGGGAGUGAAAGCUUCCUGAAUGCCCCCCAUGGCCCUGCCCCAAAAGCUGAUGGGCCUCAUUAGUCCUUGGCACUUAUCUUGGAACCACAGACACUGGCAGAGCCAGAGUGGCCCCAGCCCUUCUCUUUGCCUGCCCUGAGCCCAGCAGUACCAUGGGGAACUGUCUACACCAGGUAGAGCCGUCCCUCUUGUCAGGCGAGAACUUAAGUCAGCAGGCAUUUGGAGACAUCUUUUGGAAUUAUUCUGACUAUGAGACUGGGAACAUCAGCGACUACGACAGCAGCAGCCUAGAAGCCGCCGCCCCCUGCCACUCCUGUAACCUGCUGGACAGCUCCUCGCUGCCCUUCUUCAUCCUGGCCAGCAUCCUGGGCAUCCUGGCCAGCACAGCUGUGCUCUUCGCACUUUUCAGGCCUCUCUUCCACUGGCAGCUCUGCCCUGGCCGGCCCAUCCUGGCACAACUGGCUGUGGGCAGUGCCCUCUUCAGCAUCGUGGUGCCCAUCCUGGGGCCAGGGCUAAGUAGCGCCCCCAGCACCACCCUGUGCAGACUGGGCUACUAUGUCUGGUAUGGUUCCGCCUUUGCCCAGGCUCUGCUGAUAGGGUGCCGUGCCUGUCUGGGCCCCAAACUGGCCCAGGUCCCAGGCCUCACACUGGGGCUUACUGUGGGACUGUGGGUAGCAGCCACCCUACUGGCAUUGCCGAUCACCCUGGCCAGUGGCACCUCCCAUGGAAUCUGCACCAUGCUAUCCAGCAGGGACUUGAAAGUCUUGCAUUUCAUACACACUGCUGUCUGUCUUGUCAUCUUCGUCUUACUGCCCCUGGGUUUGCUGGGAGCCAAGGUGCUGAUGAAGGUGCCAAGCAGGGGGGCGGGCCCCUGGGUGGAUGUCCUCUGGGCCUGGUUCAUUUUCUGGUGGCCUCAUGGGGUGCUUCUGGGAGUGGACUCCCUGGUGAGGUUCAGGCUCUGGACACUGCCAAAUUGUGUGGCCCAGCGAGUUCUGGAUCUGCUGCUGGACCUGGCAGAAGCCCUGGGGAUACUGCACUGUGUGGCUGCGCCCCUGCUCCUGGCCCUGUUCUGCCACCAGGCCACUCGCACCUUCCUGCCUUCCCUGCCCCUUCCUGAGAGAUGGUCUCCUCCGAACACCCUUGAGGAAAAAUCCUAGUUUUCUUCCCACCUGUCAACCUGAAUUAAAGUCUACGUUGCUUUAUGAAA
This is a messenger RNA of Nycticebus coucang (slow loris), 2657 nucleotides long. It is a transcript of the gene ACKR1, whose product is annotated as atypical chemokine receptor 1 (Duffy blood group). Bases 1603 to 2607 code for a protein of 334 amino acids. Gene Ontology annotation, molecular function: C-C chemokine binding. Lineage: Eukaryota; Metazoa; Chordata; Mammalia; Primates; Lorisidae. The transcript has 2 exons. Gene Ontology annotation, cellular component: membrane. The record is from RefSeq and is a predicted model, not a curated record. Gene Ontology annotation, biological process: chemokine-mediated signaling pathway; regulation of chemokine production; inflammatory response.